GUUUAGUAGCAUAACCUUACCAUUCCGUCAUAACAAUGAAUCAGGUGGAACACAAGAAGUGAAAUUAUCCAGAACUUUGAUUUGUUCAUCUGUUUCAAAAACUAAAGCACAAUGCUUGGCCCAAUACCCGACGAAAUCAAAGGCAUCCAGCACUACAUGAAACUGGCAGAAGAUCAUGAUGUCAGGAACAUUUUGGUUUCAUACUAUGCGCGCAUGUCGGCUAUACAAGUAGCAAUGAAAAUUAUCCCUGGAGCAAAACCACCAGAGGUGUCUAAAUACCUAAUGGGUAUCAUGGAUUGGUUGGAAACAACCAAGAGAGAACAUAAAGAACUUGAAGGUAUUGCAAAUGAUACUGUUGCACAAGCUCUGAUUGAAGAUUACACACUCAAAAUAUAUAAUGUGGCUUAUCAAUGUGAUUGUAAUGGAAAGUUUACAAAGAAUGUUGUUAAAGCUUAUUAUACAGCUGGAUUACUUUGUGAAGUUCUACAACAAUUUGGUCCUUUAUCUGAGGAAAUUGAAGAAAAGGGCAAAAUAUCCAAGUACAGAGCCACAUAUAUCCACAACAUGCUAAAACAAGGACUCCCUCCCCAAAGGAUCAAUGUUACUGUUGUUGAUUCUGAUGAACAAGAAGCUGAACAUAUGUUAACACAUGAUGAGAUCAACGAGCGGCGAAAACAACGCGGCGAGGAUCCUUUACCACCAAGAGAAACAUCCUCUGAGGAUAUUCCUUUCAUGAUGCCCAAUAUGAAUGAUGACUCAGAGCCAAAUUAUCAACCAGAAACAAUGGCCCCUGAGAAGAUUAUCGACGACGGUGAACCAUCCAAUCCAAUAUUACCCAGUGCCGGUCACCAGUUUAGCAAUGUCGCUGAUAACAUAAUGCGGAACUUCAGAGAUCAACCACCAGAUGAACCGAAACGACCAGCACCAACAAGUUUCCCACAAGUUCCACAACCGACAUCCUCAGAUGCAUCGUCUGUGGCAGUUUUGGAUCCCGACCAGACUGAAAAGGCUGUCAAGUACUGCAAGUGGGCUUCGUCGGCAUUAAACUACGAUGACAUCGGUACAGCGAUUGUAAACUUGGAGCGCGCGUUGCACUUAUGCCGGUUUGGACAAGAGAAGCCUUAAUAUCGAAAUCCGAAAAACAAAUUAUAGUUAACAAUAUGCACUAAUAUUUAGACUUACAAUUCAACAAGUCUUAGUUUAGGAGAGCUUUUGGUUACAUGUAAGUAACUUUAUUCUUUACCCUCUGAAGCAUCCACUAUAUAGCAUUAAUUAUAAAUUAAUAAGACAGAACAUCAAUAACAAUAUUUGCUAUUUCCCAUGUAUUAUUUUAUUACAAUGUUGUUGUGUACUUGCAAAUAAAUUAUUUUAUUACUCUG
This is a messenger RNA of Dalotia coriaria, 1379 nucleotides long. It is a transcript of the gene Vta1, whose product is annotated as vesicle trafficking 1. The record is from RefSeq and is a predicted model, not a curated record. Gene Ontology annotation, biological process: late endosome to vacuole transport via multivesicular body sorting pathway. The transcript has 4 exons. Gene Ontology annotation, cellular component: multivesicular body. The coding region runs from base 112 to 1125 and encodes 337 amino acids. NCBI's taxonomy places the organism in Eukaryota, Metazoa, Arthropoda, Insecta, Coleoptera, Staphylinidae.